Messenger RNA from Cheilinus undulatus (humphead wrasse), 1424 nucleotides. RefSeq names its product immediate early response 2b (gene ier2b). The transcript has a single exon. The coding region runs from base 164 to 682 and encodes 172 amino acids. Lineage: Eukaryota; Metazoa; Chordata; Actinopteri; Labriformes; Labridae. The record is from RefSeq and is a predicted model, not a curated record.
CACUCACACUCUCUCAUUUCUCAGAGUACAGCCAGUGGUGAACACCAGAAGCCCGAGCAGGGACAGAAAACAAACUCAAGUCUAACUCGGGACAGAAACAAUUCGUCUUUGGUUUAAAGUGCCAAAAUACCCGUGCGUCAUUACGCAUUAAAACAGCAAAACAAUGAGUGUCACCGCCGCUAUGGAAGUGAACGCCGAAGCCAGAAGGAUCCUGGCCGUGUCGAUAAGUAAGCUGUACGCGUCCAGGACCCAGAGAGGCGGACUGAGACUCCACCGGAGCCUCCUGCUCUCCCUGGUCAUGAGGUCCGCCCGGGACAUCUACCACUCCUCUCGGGAGAGCGAGGGGCCAACGGCGGAGGAGCCAAUGGACACCAGCUCCGACCCCAGGGAGGAACAACAACAACAAGAAGCCGGCGUGCCAGAGCCCGAGCCGGCACUAAUCUCCUCAGAGCCGGACUGCCUGGAGGAGGAAACCACCGAGGACAAAGAGAACCUGAGCCCGACCAGGCAGUCCAGGAAACGCCGGGGCAAGGCGUCGGCGGCGCCUGACUUCCUCCCCAGCAAGAGGGCGAGGCUGGAGCCCGGGGAGGAGAGGUAUGCGGCCCCACUGGGCAGCUGUCGCGUCGGGGCCGGGGACUCUCUGAGCGCUUUGUCUCUAAAUCGGGUUAUACCUGCCUGCUGAACAGAUGGAGGGAGAAAAUAGCCUCCAAUGAGACUGCACAUCGGAGUGAUUCUCCACUCAUCGUUAACCUAUAAGGGCGGUUUGAUCCCUUUACGCACCGAGGAGCUGACCUACAUCGGCGCGUCCCGGGACAAAGGGAUUACCGGGCCAUGGUGCGAGCUCUCCGGGACGUUAAACCCUGAGACAGAAGAGGAAGGAGAAGUAGAACCCGUGCCAAAAGGAGCUAACUGUGGCCGGAAAGUUUGAGGAAGAACCAGAAGGGGAACUAAGUGUGUUGCUUUUUGUUUCCCAGUGAUUCACCUUCAGUAAAAUGAGUCCAAACAAGUGAGUGCUGCUGACUCAAAGAGUGUGUAUGUGUGAUUCAGCACCGAGAGAUGUGAGUCACAGACACAAACUAAGACUUCAGGGAAUUUCCUGCCUUUGUGUACCGGGAUAUGAGACUCUUACACUGAAAGAGGAAGGACUUAAACACACAUUCAACUGCUGCUGUGGACUCUGAUCAGUCGAUACUACUGCUUAAGGACUGACCUGCAAACUCACUUCACAUGGUGCUUUGACAUCAGUCUGUCCACAUGGUGAUGGAAGCCCAGAAUUCUUACUUUUUAUGUUUAUAUGUCUCUAAAAUGUGUGUUUUUUAUAUGUUUAACCUGUGAAAAUGAGAUUACCUCACAUUCCAAGCUGCUUUUUUACUGGUGUGAUGGAUUAAAGGUGUAAAUGUUUGGAAUAAACAUUUAAAAAGUAA